AUGGCUACCGCAGGCGUCACCGAGCUCGAGCCUCCUCCCACUGACUUGAUCACUCUUACCCGUCAUAUCCUCAGCCAGCAGUAUGCGCUCGGCGAGACGGCUACGGGGGACCUGACGAUGUUGCUCGUGGCUAUCCAGGUCACUUCGAAGUACAUCUCCUCGAACGUCCGGAAAGCCCGUCUCAUCAACCUGGUCGGUCUUGCCGGCGCGAGCAAUGUUCAGGGCGAGGACCAGAAGAAGCUGGACGUAUUGUCGAACGAUAUCAUGGUGAAUGCGCUGAGGGCGAGUGGGAAGUGCUCCGUGAUGGUCAGUGAGGAGGUGGAUGACACUAUCGUUGUCAAGGGCUCCAAGGGGACCUAUGCUUGCGUGUUUGACCCCCUUGACGGUUCGAGUAACAUCGAUGCCGGUGUGAACGUUGGUACCAUUUUCGGUAUCUACAAAGUCUCAGAAGGGUCAGAGAGGGGUAUGAAGGACGUUCUCAAGCCCGGAAAGGAGAUGGUUGCUGCUGGAUACACCAUGUACGGUUCAUCCUGCAACCUGGUCCUCUCCACUGGCCAGGGUGUUGACGGUUUUACACUGGACGAGUCCCUCGGAGAGUUCAUUCUCACCCACCCCGAAAUCAAGAUCCCCUCGCGAGGCAAGAUCUACUCUUUCAACGAGGGAAACUCGAUGCACUUCUACCCGCCCGUCAUCAGCUACCUCGAGUCCAUCAAGUACCCGGCGAACGGCAAGCCGUACUCGGCUCGAUACAUUGGAAGUAUGGUUGCGGAUGUGCACAGGACUUUGCUGUAUGGAGGUAUCUUCGGCUACCCAGAUGACAAGAAGAGCAAGGACGGCAAGCUGAGGAUGCUGUACGAGGCCUUCCCAAUGUCAUUCUUGAUCGAGCAGGCCGGCGGUGUGGCUACUACCGGUACCCAGCGCAUUCUCGACGUCAUCCCCAAGAACAUCCACGGCCGGUGCCCCGUCUUCAUGGGAUCCUCGGAAGACGUCGAAGACCUCAAGAAGCACUAUGCGGCGUACGACGGCGAGAAGAGGUGGUAG
Molecule: messenger RNA, 1041 nt
Organism: Dioszegia hungarica
Lineage: Eukaryota; Fungi; Basidiomycota; Tremellomycetes; Tremellales; Bulleribasidiaceae
Product: putative fructose-bisphosphatase
Exons: 8
Coding region: 1-1041 (346 amino acids)
Biological process (GO): gluconeogenesis; fructose metabolic process; sucrose biosynthetic process
Cellular component (GO): cytoplasm; cytosol
Molecular function (GO): fructose 1,6-bisphosphate 1-phosphatase activity
Source: RefSeq, a predicted model, not a curated record